Molecule: messenger RNA, 5152 nt
Organism: Cloeon dipterum
Lineage: Eukaryota; Metazoa; Arthropoda; Insecta; Ephemeroptera; Baetidae
Product: F-box only protein 39
Exons: 8
Coding region: 2213-3934 (573 amino acids)
Molecular function (GO): protein binding
Source: RefSeq, a predicted model, not a curated record
GACGUUUUAGCAAGUGUAAUGACCGUGGUUAUCUCUUUAUUAACUAGUGAAAAUCACCGCAUAAAAUUACAAAACUCCUCUAAAGAUAUUGAAAAAGGUGUUUGGUCACACUCUCACCACGGAGUCAGCAUUUGUCGCUCUCAAGCUAGACGUUGAGCAGCGUGAAAGUCAAAUUGUUUAUUGUAAGGUGGUGCUUAGCCCGCAGUUGGUAAUUGACGUCAACGAGGUCGUUUGUGCGGUCUUUGCGCUGUGUCUCCCUGUCCUGGUCAAAGCACUUGUUGGUGUCGCGUUUUCGCCAGGUGCUGUCGUGAAUGUGCCAAAAGGUGUUGCUUGAGUCAGUCGUCACAUUCGUCGGGCGGCUCACCUUGAAGUGCGCCUCAUUUAUCCAUAGAAAUAGUCAUCCUCAAGGUCUUCCCCAGAUAUUGUUACUCAUGUCGUUUUUACCAUUUCAAAAUCUUGCGUCGUGGUGAGCAGGAUGCCUCCCACGAACGUCGGGUUGAAUUGAAAUUCAUACUUGAAAAGUGUCAGUAUGUUCAGUGCUCAAUCUUUUGAAUGAUCUAUAUUUGCUGCAAUUUUAAACAAAAUUUAAAAUCUGGCUAUUUUUUACUAUUGAUAUUAAAUUACCUUGGUUGAAUUAAAUUUUCUGCGGGAUGUUUCAUGCAAGGUUUUAAGAUAAAAUUGCAAAUAAAUAAUAAUUAUAUAAUACAAUUAAAAUACUUCCAUUUUUGGCUUUCCUCUCAACGUGUUGCCAGUUGCUCUCUCAGAACAUCAGCUUUUUGAAUGAACCUUUUUCGUUUUACAGUUUCGCUCUCAGAAUGCACGCCACUAAACAAUUUGCAAGAUUAUGAACACCUUCCAGUAAUAAGUUCGCUCACCCACAGUUUGCAAAGGUUGAUAAUUUUAUAUGAAAUUCUUUCCGGAUAGUAGUGACCGACCAACCGGUCGAUUGGCUUUAAUUAAAAUGGUUAAAUGUAGGGAGGGGAAUUAGGUAUAUUUUUAUAAUCUAAUUUGUAAUUUGGCACUUAUCGAAAAUUUAUUUAUCUGAAAAAUAUGCCGAUAAACCCAUUAAUUUCAUUUUAUGUUGACUUAAUUUGAUCAAGUUUUUCACGUGAAUGUUGUGAUAAUUAUGGUUGAUGACGGUCCUAAUAAACUAGGAAUUUAAUUUUUCUGAAGGCUACAGCGAUAAAUCUGGCACAAACAUAGACGAUGGUCUGAUUUUGCGAGUGAGGACUCUUACACAAAUGCUGAAGUAUAAAUUGAUGACUAAAUAAGAAAUCAAACUAUUAUAUACUCUUUACAUUAAGUAAAAAGGAAUUUUGCCAUAAUUUUGUCUAAAAUCAAUCCACCGCGGAUAAUACUAAAAUAUGAACAGUAUAACAUAAAAUAUAUACAGUCAAAAUAAUGAUAAUUCUUUUUCUUGCGUUCUUUCAGUUUCUUCAAAGUUUUUGGCGCGUAAUUACAUUCAUCUAUUUCCACAAAACCAGUAAAUGAGUAGCAAUAUUAUAUCAUUUUUGUAACCGAUAGCAGCGUCGCGUGGCACGCUAAUGUGUGUGCAUACUUUAUCCCUGCAAUUGAACUAAACCACAUACGGGAACGUAUAUUAAAAUGCAAGAUUUAUAAUUUAAUUCGUGCCGAAAAUGAGGCACAAUACAGAUUAUUGGUCCGGCGCAUUUUGUCCCAAGGAUACCGCACACGUGAAUAGCCAAAGUCGAGCUCAUCUUUUCCAAUCAGCACGCUGUGAAUAAAAAACACGUGCCGUUUGCAUGUCACGCGGCUACAUCUCUGUUUUUUUUUUGUGAAUUUGUUAGUCGAUUAUUCAUUAAAAACCAAAAAAUAUGAUUUUUGAAAAGUCUCUUGGCCAAGAAAAUUGAAUUUGAGAAGCAAAUAUUUUUGUAAUUAUAUUUUUGUAUUUAUAUGGAUUUAGUGCUGUUUGCCCGUGCGUUGAAUAAAUUUUUAAAAUAUCAUAACAAGGAAUUUUCAUAUGGAUGAGUUAAACUGACUUGAAACUACCUUCGCCAACUUCAAAUUCAUCGCGCUGAACCAAACUUUGUAAACGAAGCUGGGUGUCCCAAAAUAACUCAUAUGAGGAAACAGCUGCUUUGCCAAGAUCGAAAGAGAAAAGCGUACAGUAGGUGCGUUUUAAGAGUGGAUUGUAUUCGCAUCUUCAAUUAAGUUCCUUUUAGUUUAUAUAAAGCCAGGAACUUCAAAUAACAUGGACGGCUCUGUAACGGUUACCGAAACGAUUGGAAACGAACAAAAGCCGUCUUUAGUAUUAAACGGAGGUAGCGGAAACAAAAAGGCCAGGAAAAAGAAAGCGCGAGCGAGUAAGCCGCCCGGUGAAAAAGCUUUGGUCGAGAGCCACUGGGAAGAGCUGCCGGACCUUAUCAUAGAGAGGGUUUUUUCCUAUCUCUCAAUUCGCGAUCGGUACCACGCGUCAAUCGUGUGUCGACGAUGGAACGACGCCUUCUACCUGCCCUACGUCUGGUCAAACUUUGUCAUGAACGACAUGACACUAGUCAGACGCAAGUUCAACUAUUACAUGGGAUGGCAGCAUGUUUUGGAUCAUAUGCGAACACAAAACUGUCUAGCGACGAUCGGGAGAUGUAUCAAGACACUUGUUUUCGAGCCAAUGUUCAGCUUUCACAAUUUGUACGAAUUUAUGGUGAUGCUUUGUUACUAUGCCGAGAGGAACAAGCAGGAAAAGGCUGGAAAGGUGAUUUACCACAAGGGAAACAUAGUACCGGUGUUAGUUGAAGUCCGCGGCGGCGGGCAAGGAAUCGGCAGCCGCAUCUCGACGCUGCGUUUUACCUUUCCAUGCAACAUGGCUGCAACGGCGCGCGAGGAGGACGAGUAUGUUUUCGGCACGGGAGGAAAGCUGCUAGAGUCAUUUAAAAGGCUGAUGGGCGGUCUAGGAGCCACGCUAAAGCACUUGCAACUCGAGGACUUGCUUCUCGAAAGGUAUGAAGCACUGACUCUUUUAGACGACGUGUGCUUUUCCGGCUGUGAGAAACUGCGAACGCUUACCCUGAUAAACGUGACGAAAAUUCCUUGCCAAAUGCUGCACGCCGGCGUCUUUGUCAAUUUGCGGGUUCUGACGCUGAGCCCGCAGAGUCUGGGUGUGGACUUGCUCAUGCUGCUCGGCGAUUGUCCACACCUGCACCACCUACACGUGGUGCAGAACCGCUACACGCCCGACAACCUGUCCACCCUGCCGUGGAAAGCGUGGCGCGCCUGCCGCUGGGACAACCCUGCGCUCAACGUUCACUUGCAGCUCGAGAACGUGCGCAGUGGAGAAGUUGUCUGGCAAAUUGGUGCGCCAGUCCGCUCCAUCCUCUACAAGUCAUGUCACCUCAAGGUCAAUUCCAGUUCGAUUUUGACUGCAAUUGACCAGUACAGAGCUGACCUACAGGUUUAUGGCCACGUAGGCCUACCCAGGUUUCAUCGGACAAAAUCUUACUCGGAAAGAGCAGAUCCGUUGCUUCUGCAUUUGUGCAGACAAUGUCCUAAUUUGCACACUCUUGUUGUCCGCGAGCGCAUCUCAACGGCCACGGUGCUGCUGCUGGCGCAUACGGGGCAAAACCUGCGCUUCAUGCACGUGCGGCGCAACGCAGUGGUGCUGCGGUGCGACUGUCCACGCGCCAUCGACUGGAGCGACACCUUCUACCGGUGGCUGAAGACAGCGAGCCGCUCGUACGCGGCGACCGAGCGCGAGGUGUCGCAGAUCCUCGGCUGCCAGUGGGCCAUGCUGAGCGACCGCCAAUUCAAGCUGAUGACCGUCGAGCUGCACGAGUCGCCGUUCAAGGUGCACACCACCAGGGCCUCGUACCACACGUACGUGCCGCCGCCACUGCUGCCCGUUGCCGAAAAGGUGGACCACACCGUGCCCAUGCAGCAGCGCAGGCGGAAAAAGGGGAAGAUGAGAAAAGUCAAGUAAUUAUUUCAUUGAUAUAAACUGUGAAAUGCAGAAUUGUGAGCUUUAAAUGCAGUGCAGGCAGGGAGUGUUAUUUUGUUUUCAGGGAAAGAAAGACUAGACUUGGAAAUUUCGGUCGAGUUUUUUCUCCAAGCCUCGAAAAAGAUAAAGAAACGGCAUUAUAUAUGAAAAAUGUUAUUAUGAUUCCAAAAGUGGUUUUGAUUUUUUUUUCAAAAUUGAUAAUCAUCUAUGGUGGAAAAAUUGUAUUCAAUUUUGAAAGAGUUGAAAAUCUGGGUGCUACUUUCGCACUAAAUGAUGAAAUUUAUCAAUGGCAUUUUCCGUGUUUAGAUAUCACAAGUUGGAAUGGGAUAAUCGAAACUCAGUAUGUUGAAUGCUUCUAGGAAGGUGAUCAACCAAGAGUAUUUCAUUUUUCCGAAAUUCUUGAAUCUGAGCGAGGUCAUUUUUAAUCUAGAGUUCAUAACAAAGAAAAAGAAAAUAUAACUCAAUCAAGCAGUGUAAUUAAGGGUUUCCAGAAACUACCUGAAGCCAGGACCUUCACUCUAAGUGCCGUUUUGUUGCCAUUGUCUCAUUUUCACUUUUGGAAGCGGAGAUAAUUAAAUUUUGAAGCGAGUAGAGUUUUUUAAAAGCCCACAACUUGUACCCCUGUAUGCCAUGCAGUUUCGGAAAAAUUAUAUACUAUUGGUUGAUUACCUUUCUAGAGAGGCAAUAAUCAACAUACCAAGUUUCAUUCAAAUCUAGUGACCUUUCCUAAGUUUUUGUCAUCUAUCAAUGGUAAAAUUCAUUGUUUUUAUAACUAGUAUUUUAAUAAAAAAAUUAUUGACUAGAAAAUGUGAAACCCUGGACUGAAAAUCGACUGAAUUUUCCAAGUGUCAGACAGACCCUGCGUAUUAUGGAUGAUGUCUUGUACAUUUUAAGAGAUUUUAUUGUCAAUUGGCAUCCAAAUAAAUUAUAUUUUUCCCAAAACAACGAAUUCCUAUACAGCACGAUAUUGAUUUUUGGGCAAAAGUUAAAACGAAAAAUGUUAUGCGUCACGUUAUAACCUUUUUAUUGAUAAAUGUAUAACUGAACACAUCUUUUACAGAAAUAUCCACGACUCUGCGUGUGUAUAGCGUUUUAAUAAAAAGAUAAGCUCACACUUGGAGAGGGAACAACGCGUUUGCAGUUCGUCCUCUCGUGCAGCGCCGUUUUGGCAAUGCCAAAAAGAUGCACUUGUAUAUAUUU